AUGGAAGAGGAAGAGGCGAAGGAAGUGCAGUCCAUACACUCCUCCCCCAGAGGCGAUAAUAACGUUAAUCCAGACCAUGUAGCCAAUGUUCAACGGGAAGACGAACCCACGUGCGUACCAAAUGAGGGAGAAGCGAAUGAGGAUUAUAACCCACAAGGGGUGGAAACAAAUGAAGGGAACAAGACACACGAAGAGAAUAGCCAAUGGCUAGUUUACGUAAACAACCAGUCCUAUGGGCCCUACAAUUUAGACCAGAUGAAAAAACUAUGGAGUGAAAAAAGAUUAAACAUCAUGUCGGUAAUAUUUAAAAAGGGAGAUCAGAACUGGAAAUAUGUGUACAACGAUGAUAUAUUAAAAAGGUGCCUACCUUUUAACACACAAAGUGGUGAUGACACAACGGAGGGGUUCCAGGGGGGCGCCACAUCAAAGGAGCAUCCUACUAUAGUGCAGCAGGACACAAAUCGUAUCUCCAAUGUUGAAGCAAAUACGUAUACACUAAGCGGUAACACCAGUAAGUGUCCCGACGACAGCGACGAGUGUGACCCACCCGAUGGGGCCACCGGGAUAAACCCCCUAGAACUAGAAAAAAUGAAAAAAAAAGAGAAAAAAAAAAAGUACCUAGAGAGAAAGAAAAAAAAAAUGGAGGAAGGCCUAUGCGAUAAAAAAGUAAAAAAUAGCUGCAUUUACAUAACCGGAUUACCUAGUGAUAUAACAAAGGAGGAAAUACAUAAUGUGUUUAAAAAAGCGGGCAUUAUUAAAAUAGACGCAGAAACAACAGAACCGAAAAUCAAAAUAUACUAUGAUGAAAACAACCAAGUGAAAGGAGACGCUUUGGUUACAUAUGUGUACACGCAGAGUGUAGACAUUGCCAUAAAAUAUUUUGACAAUUUUUACCUAAGACAGGACUGCAUGAUUCGUGUAGAAAAGGCACAAUUCAACAAAAAAAAAGAAGCUUCCAAAGUUUCUAAAGAAGAAUUGCUAAUUAAAAAAAAAAAAAUCAAGGCGGCGAAAUAUGAGCAACUGAGGUUGCAAAAGUGGGAAGAUGGGUACACUGGAACGAAAAAAAAAAUCGUCAUUUUUAGGAACGUCUUUUCGUAUGAAGAUGCAGUGAAGCACGAUGAGGGAGACCCCUUCUACGAUUUUAUAAAAGACCUGGUCGAAAUGGAAGUGAAGAAGUACGUGCCCGUGCACAAGGUAUAUCCCAUACCGAAACACCCCAACGGAAUUGUCUGUGUCAAAUUCAAAGGAGUGGAGGAAGCCGAAAUGAUAGUAUCGUACUUCAAGGACAUGGAGCUGAAUGGUAAAAAGCUGGAAGUGUAUUUUUACGAUGGAAAACAGGACCUGAAGGCGCAGUGCCUGCCUGCACAGAGUGCUAACAAGGCGCGUGCAGAAGACGCACCCGAAAAUGAAGAGCCGGAUAAGCAUACAGAGGAUAACCAACCGUCGUUUUUGCAGAACAACAAUUUGCAGGCGUUUCAUGACUGGAUUGAUAAUCAGAGUGAAGAUGAGGAACACGAAAUUAUGGUCGAAUGA
Messenger RNA from Plasmodium coatneyi, 1533 nucleotides. RefSeq lists its product as uncharacterized. The transcript is spliced from 8 exons. Gene Ontology annotation, biological process: mRNA splicing, via spliceosome. Bases 1 to 1533 code for a protein of 510 amino acids. NCBI's taxonomy places the organism in Eukaryota, Apicomplexa, Aconoidasida, Haemosporida, Plasmodiidae. Gene Ontology annotation, cellular component: U2 snRNP; U2-type spliceosomal complex. Gene Ontology annotation, molecular function: RNA binding. The record is from RefSeq and is a predicted model, not a curated record.